Scutellospora calospora is the source of this 133-nucleotide messenger RNA. Lineage: Eukaryota; Fungi; Glomeromycota; Glomeromycetes; Diversisporales; Gigasporaceae. The record is from the annotation of a GenBank genome assembly.
CACAUCUUAGAUGGUAUGUAAAAGUACGAGAAAGAUUCGUGAAUUUACCUGAAAAUUCACAUACUGCUACAAAAUCCGAACCAUUUACGGCUCAAUUGGCACGUUUAUACGUCCAAUACGUUGGACCUUGCAC